CGGCACGCACCCGUACUAGGUACUCAUUCUCUCGUCGAUCUCUCUAACCUUUGUCACAGCAUAGUCAUGGCGGCGACGGGCAAAACCAGCAGCACGGUGGUUGCACUGUCUACCCUGGCUCUAGCGGCGAGCCUCCUCCUCCUCCCCGUCUCGUCAGAGGCGGCCUGCCCCAGCAAGAGCAAACCAACGCCGAGCGCACCGACGGUGACGGGCGGGAGCGGGAGCGGCGGAGGUAAGUGCCCCGUGGACGCGCUGAAGCUGGGGGUGUGCGCGGACGUGCUGGGCCUAGGCGACGGGCUGACGAACCUGAUGGCGGGCUCCUGGUCGACGGCGUCGUCGGGGAAGAAGCCGUGCUGCGAGCUCGUUGGCGGCCUCGCCGACCUGGACGCCGCAGUCUGCCUCUGCACCGCCAUCAAGGCCAACGUGCUGGGCGUCGUCGACGUCGGCCUGCCCCUCCAGCUCGGCCUCCUCGUCAACCACUGCGGCAGGAAGCUCCCGGCUGGCUUCCAGUGCACUAACUGACCAGCCAAGUCCGUACGCACGCACGCACGAAUGGAACGUUGUUAAUUUGCUUGCUAGUAGUGGUACGUGCUGCGCGCGAAUUUUAAUUAAGUUUGUCUGUGUACUGGUCCUUUAAUGUUAAGUCUACUAUCUUGUGU
Molecule: messenger RNA, 659 nt
Organism: Triticum urartu
Lineage: Eukaryota; Viridiplantae; Streptophyta; Magnoliopsida; Poales; Poaceae
Source: RefSeq, a predicted model, not a curated record